Cornus florida is the source of this 1714-nucleotide messenger RNA. RefSeq lists its product as uncharacterized. The record is from RefSeq and is a predicted model, not a curated record. Lineage: Eukaryota; Viridiplantae; Streptophyta; Magnoliopsida; Cornales; Cornaceae. The transcript is spliced from 16 exons. Bases 126 to 1286 code for a protein of 386 amino acids.
CCACUUUGAUUUUCUUUAAUUUCAAUUUCAAAUUUCCCCACCAUUUAUAGAUCUAUCUUUAGAGACAAAAAAACCUCUCACACAUUCUGAAUCCGCCAUUAUCAGUACUGAACAAGUUCUUAGGAAUGUCUUUUACUGACACAGACAUCGAUCUCAGAUCAUCUACUCAGUCCAACUUCGGAAUGAGUGAGUACACAUUUGCCGAUAUCGGAAACUUGGAUCACUGUGCUAAGUAUCUGAAUCAGACGCUCGUUACCUUUGGAUUUCCGGCAUCGCUUGAUCUGUUCGCCAACGAUCCGGUUUCGAUAGCACGCACUUGCAAUUGCGUAUACUCUCUGUUGCAGCAGAGACAACGUGAUAUUGAAUUCAGAGAGUCGGCUAAUGAACAGAGACAGCGACUCUUGUCAGAUAUAUCAAGAUUAGAAGCCAAAGUAGAGAGGCUUGAAUUACAAAUAUCGGCUAAAGAUAGAGAGAUAGCCACAAUCACUCGAACGGAAGCUAAAGCUGCAGCAGCUUUUAAGGCACAAAUUGAAAAGUUACAGCAGGAGAGAGAUGAAUUUCAAAGGAUGGUUAUUGGUAAUCAGCAAGUGAGAACUCAACAGAUACAUGAGAUGAAGAAAAAAGAAAAGGAGUAUAUAAAAUUGCAGGAGAGGUUAAAUCAAGUGUUGAUGGAGAAAAAGAAGGAAUCUCGAUCAGGCAUGGAGAUAAUGAAUUUACUUCAGAAAGAAGGCCGGCAACGUGGGACAUGGAAUGGGAAAAAGGCUGACAACGACUUUUAUAAAAAGAUUGUGGAUGCUUACGAGGCAAAAAAUCAAGAAUUAGUGGCGGAGAACGCUGAUUUGAGGGCAUUGCUGCGUUCAAUGCAGGUGGAUAUGCGUGAUUUCUUAAACGCUCCAAAUGGUUUGUCCAAGCAAUCUUUUUCAGUCAAUGAUAGACCUGAUGCUGAUUCCUCGCGGUCCCCACUGGGUGGGAAGACGGAUGUUUUCGACCUGCCUUUUCACAUGGCUAGGGACCAAAUAGAAGAAAGUCUCCGAAAUAAGGUGGCGUCUAUAAAGGAGCGCAUGGGUCAGCUCCAAGAUGCGCAAAAAGGAGCAGAAGUCACUUCUGAAGCAACUGAGAGGGAACUUGAGCUUGAAGCUCAACUUGUUGAGGCGAGGAGCAUAAUCCAGGAACAGGCAUCCAUAAUGUCUAAACAUCUUGCAAAGUCUGAAAAACCAAGGAGAUUGAGUGGCCAUCUGAAUUCUGACAGGGAUUCCCUCGUUUCAUCACCAUCUGAGGGUGUGUGAAAUCACCAAUCUGGAUUGACUUGAUCUGCGGUACUAGCUUUAGAUUUCAGUUCAUGUCAACAUGGAACCGGAAAUUUUUAUUGUGCCAAGCUCUACAGAGACAGAGGAGUGUGUAAAAGAUAUGUAUGCUGAUUUUUUUAUCAGGGUAUCCAGAAUGAUCCAUUUGGACUUGUAGCAGAUCUCAAAGGUUUAAUUUUAAGCUGUGACGUUAAUGCGAUCAACACCUAGUUGUUUCUUAGUUAAAAUGUAUUUAGAUGUGAUGGUUUAGGGGUUUAUCCUUGUGUAUUGAAUUUAUGUUCAUCCUGUACUCUAGUUAAUUACAGCCAGUAAAUUUAAUUUUAGUUUCAAGGGUUUGGAGUCUUUGGACACCGACCAAACUGUUGUUUGUGUGUCUAUAAUAUAUAUAUUCGGGGUAGGUCUUGAAAUAA